Molecule: messenger RNA, 5761 nt
Organism: Cheilinus undulatus (humphead wrasse)
Lineage: Eukaryota; Metazoa; Chordata; Actinopteri; Labriformes; Labridae
Gene: dcp1b
Product: decapping mRNA 1B
Exons: 11
Coding region: 223-2202 (659 amino acids)
Biological process (GO): deadenylation-dependent decapping of nuclear-transcribed mRNA; deadenylation-independent decapping of nuclear-transcribed mRNA; positive regulation of catalytic activity
Cellular component (GO): P-body
Molecular function (GO): mRNA binding; enzyme activator activity
Source: RefSeq, a predicted model, not a curated record
UCCGGCUGAAUAUGGCCGCUUGAAACUCACUCAUGCCAGAUAGAACUCGAUAACUCUUCAUUUUUUUUUAUUAACUAGUCUUUAUUAUCGAAACACGCUUUAGUGAAGAUACCAGUGUAUUUUUCUUCUUUUACCUCGUCUCUGUUGUGGGUUUUUAUCUCGUCUUUCAGGGACUCGAUAGCCGUUGAAGCUAUUAGCGAGCUAACUUCUUCAUAGGGAACAAUGACAGCCACUUCUGCAGGUAGCAGCAGCUGCCUCACGGCGAAAGGACUGGAUAUAAGUCUGGCUGCUUUACAACGACAAGACCCUUACAUCAAUAACAUUGUGGACGUGGCCAGCCAAGUCGCUCUGUAUACUUACAACAACAGGGCGAACGAGUGGGAGAAGACAGAGGUGGAAGGAACCCUUUUUAUCUACACCAGGCUUGCAUCUCCUCGACAUGGCUUCACCAUCAUGAACAGACUCAGUAUUGAGAACCUGACAGAGCCAAUCACUAAAGACCUGGACUUUCAGCUGCAGCACCCAUUCCUGCUCUACCGUAAUGCCCGACUAGUCAUCCAUGGGAUUUGGUUCUAUGAUAAGGAGGACUGUCAGCGCAUUGCCCAGAGGAUGAAGAUUCUGACCCAGCAGGAGCAGGCCCUAGCUCAGUCUCAGGGUGGGUGGUUGUCCCCUGGUGGAGGAGGAGGAGGAGUGGUUGGAGGAGAUGGAGGAGGAGGAGGGAGUGAAGCAAAGGCAGUGGACAUCAUCCAGAUGUUGACCAAAGCUCGCACAGAGUAUGACAAGGGGCAGUCUAAAUCAGAGCCAAAAGAGAUUGGUGGCAGCAGCGUUCUUUCUGGAAACCCAAACCUGAUCAAACCAAUCCCUGUAAAACCAAACGCUCAGGACACUGAAGGUGUUGAACCCAAGCCUCUCUCUCUGGCCACCCUUUUUGGCUCCCAACAGCAGCCUCACCAGCCUUCCAAACCCCAACCAGUCUCUCCUUUAGCCGCCCCUCCCAUUGGGACAGGGUCACCAUCUACAGGAAAACUCACUCGCCCCCCUGUAGCCCGCACGCUUACGUAUGAAGAGACCCUGAACUCUGGCAGAGGUGUCGCCUCCAAAGAAGGGAACGUGGUCUCACCUGGCGCUGUGAUUGGAGGAAAAGCAGUUGUAGAAGAUGGUGGAAAUGUCAUUCAGCAGCAGGAGCAGCCUCAGCACUGCCCGGCCAUCCAGAAGCUCAUGCAGGGACAGAGAGGAGUGCUUCAGACCGUGUCAGAAUCCCCUGAAAACCGUUUGUGUGACAACGGCGUGCCUCUGGAGCAUCACCACCACCAUCAUCAUCUGAUCCACCAUCAUCAGCAGCAUCACCUUCAUCAUCCUCAGCAUCAAAUACAACCUGACCCAAUCAAGAGACUUUUCCAAACUCAGCCACCUCUCCCUCCUUCCUCCACCUCCUUCACCUCAGCUGUCCAACCACCGUGUUGCUCCCACCCUCCUCCUCCGGCUCCUCUACAGCAGAAUCCUCAUCUCUCCCAGCCUGUAAUGGUGGACUCAGUGUCAUGGUCUCAUCUCCAAGGGCAACAGAGUCAGCCACAUUUUGUCAGCUUGCCUAAACCUCAAACGGAGGCGCAGCACAGCAGCCAAUCAGCUUCAGCUGUACAGGGAACAGGCCUGAUUCCACCUCAGGUGACCAAUGACCAAGUCCUCCAACCCCCUCAAGCUCUGUCUUCCCAAAUCCCUGGUGUGGUGUCACCUCACGAGCUACUACAAAAGCUCCAGCUGGUCCAGCAAGAGCAAAACCUUGCCUCCCAUGACCCCCCUCGCCUUGGACCGGGGCUGGCUCCUCGAUUCCUGGGGCCAAGCCAAGUUCAGGGUGCUGGCUCUGUUGUAGCCCCAGUUUUAAACCCAAGCACGGUCACUGCGGGUCAAAAGGCCGCACUGCAGUUUCAGGUCAUUUCCCCACAGCGGAUACCAGCCACUGUAGCACCUGACAUGCUCCUCUCUCCCAGUGUGUUCACCCAGCCAAAAUCUCUAGGUGGGCUGUCAGGAGUUGCCCCUGCAACCCUGUCAAGAACCCCCCUUCAAGAUGAGACCAGAGCCCUGACAAAAAGCCAGCUUCAAUCCACACUGCUGCAUCUAAUCCAGACUGACAGCUCAUUCCUGGACACCAUCUAUGAAGCCUACGUCAGCCGCUGUGCAAAGGACUCCAGCACCAAGUACUGAUGAUCCUUCACACCCUCUGUUUACACACAUGAGCAGAGCAGGCAUGUUCUUACACUUUGGGGUGAACCACUUUCUCCCUGGACUAUCACGCCCACUCAGUGUAUCUUUUCCACCCUGUUGUCUCUCUUCAGUUCAUAUCCAAUUUCUCUGGAGGAAACAAAGACAAUUUUCUAAAUGUACAAAUGUAUUUGUUUCUGUUUAAAAAAUGUUUAAUUUCUAGACAUCUCUGAAAAAAACAAAAAAAGCUCUCUGCUUCUCUGCUAAUGUGGUACAAACUUGCCCUCACCUGUAGUUAAAAGGAAAAUGAAGCCUGUAGCUGAUGAAAAAAACAUGAUCUUUUUCAUGUUUUUGAUUCCGGUAUUAACCUGCACCGUUUUUCCCAUCAAGUGUAGCAGAAUUUUUAUUUAAAUAUUUGUUUUACUUUUUAAUCUGACUUGGCCAUCAAAGACUGGCAACACACUAAUCUUCAAUGAUUUAAAAGAAGUUGAAAACCACAGAUUCAAGGACAAUUUCAACUAAUUUUUAACAUUACAGUCCUCUGAAUGCAAACAGAAGGCAAUUCAGCCAGACCGUUAGAUAACUCACCUGCUUUUUGUUAUGAUGAUUUCACAGUGGAGAUUCCAUUCCCACCAGAUCUCACAGAAAUUUGCACAAUCAAACGUGACUUCAGAAGAAUAACAAAGGAGGGGGAGCAACAUCCUCAGUUGGCUGUCCUAGUGUGUGUUAAAGUUGCAGUGAAAAAACAAAAUGCAAGGAAAAGAAUAGAGGGGAAAUCCUGGCUGAGAGGAAGGCAGAGUUGUGUUUAUGUUUGAUAUUUACAGUUCCAAUAGGGGAAGCUCUGAUGUGACAGGGAGCAGUAAAAUAAAUAAUUGAGUAAUUUGAGUAAUAGAAACAAUAGUUGAGUAAUUUAAUGGUAUCAGAAACUUAGGGUACGAUAAUAGCUUGGUGACAAGUCCACGGUAUGGUAUUAAAAAAACAAAUGAAGACUUGGAAAAAAGUAAUGUCGGCAUUUAUUCUACAACAGUUGCACUUUGAAUAUUACUGUAUGGCAAAAAGUGGUGUUGGUGUGCAUUAGGCUUAAAAUAUCUCCUUAUACUUUGUUUCCAGCUCGUCAUUGUCCACCGCUGAAAAUUACUGUAGAUCUUUGGUCAUACAUUUACAGAUACAUCUUGUGAUCUGUUGAGCCCUCGCACUGUUGUGGUGAAGUGGGAUUGUGAACGCUUCCUUUAGAGUCUUUUUUACCUGGCUGGAUUCUGCUCCUUGCAUCUUUGCUGAUCUUUUCGGGAUGAUGAUUUACCAAGUAGCUCCUUGUGUCUCUCAUAUUCAAGUUUGUAUGUCAAGUGUGACUCUGCAGUCUGUUUGUGCGUCACCUUUUCUCCUUUCUCAUUUCUUGACACCAGGAAAAUCGAAAAUUUUCCGCACAUCAGAUUUGAAAAUCACUGGAGCCCCUGCAGGAUCAUAAACUUUGGUCACACUGGUCUCCCUGUAGACUGACUCUUGCCGCUCAUAGUAUCCACCAUUUUCGUGCUGUCAAUGGGAUUCCCUUCGCUCUCCUUCACUUAAAAAACUACACGUUGUGCCCUAAAGACCUACCGUUUGAAACUGUCACAUCCACAACGACACUGAGGUGCUUCUGCCACUGUGAUACCAGAGCAUUAAUGAUACUGUUUCAGACCAAAGUCCACAAAGGCUUGUUUUUGGAUGGUUCACCGGAUUAUUCUUACCAGAUUUUCCUAUGGUGUGAAAAUGAUUUUAUUGUUCUCAUUCUGCUUGAAAGAUGAUUUGAGCUGCUUUAACUUGACAGCAGGAGCAUGAUUGUGAUGUGGAAUGAAACAACAAUAAAUAAAUCCAUAAGCUGACCAGACUGAAGGAGGAAGCACAACAAACGCAGCCAUGGUGAGGAUGGCAAAAUUGAAGCAUAAAGUUAGAUGGAGGACCGAAAUGUUAAACUGUGGCACGAACAUGUACCACAAUCAAAAUGACCAAGAGGAGCUGGACUGAAAUCGCAUUUGCAAUGGAUGCAGCAGGUAGCUAACAGCUAGCCCCGUUUAGAUUGAUUCCAAGUCACGUUUGAUUGUGUAAGGUUUUGAAUCGUGAGAAGAGACUUCAGUUGUUAGGGUGUGGUAUUCUGUUUGCUCACACUACAUGCUCUAAAAACAAAACAAUGCAAUCUGUCAUUAUUCCUCAUCAUGUAUGAGGGUCUCUCAUGUUUUCAAAAUAGGUGAAGAUUUGACAAAAUAUUUUAGUGUGCCAAGCUUUGCACAAGUCAGCCUCCUGGGUUUGUCUUCCUAGACUCAUAGCAACCCCUGAAGGAUAUGUUAAAACAGACUUCAGACCUACUUCACUCACUAAAUAAAGUGUUAGACAUGUUUUGUUUGGGAAACCACUGAUCUUAACAUGUUACCAGAAUUUGAUUUCAGCACAUGAAUUGUUUAAAUUAAGUUCUUAUUGGUUUGUUUUCUUAAGACAUUUUAUGCAAGUAUCCAAGUUGUUUUUAAUUAUAUCAAACGGAUACUCAGUCUUUUUGUUUCUCAGCACUUUGUAACCUCUAAGAGGGUUUUCUAAGUGUAAUUUGAUUAUAAUCAUCAAGAAUUUAAAUUGGUAUGGUAUCCAUUAAACUUGUGGAAACAAGGAAUAGGUAAUCAGCGCAAUGUCACAAACAGCACGUUCUGAGGUGCGUUUUUACAUUAACUGCGUGAUUUCACGGCUGUAAAUGUUCUAUAACGCAGGCAGAAUUUAUGUUUCCAUUUCUGUUCUUUAAGAAGACAUAAUGAACAACCAUGAAGCACCUUCAAGCUAUUCCUUUCUGCCAAAGCCAUUAUUGUAAAGCAGUUUAUAACAAUAUAUUAUAAUGUAUCACUAUCAAAAGUACGAGUAAAAAAGCAGAAAUCCUAGGCAGUUACGGUGGCAAAUCCAGUUAAAGCAGUGACUCGGUUAAAUGGCGUCAUCAUUAAGCAAAGAAACAUGCUUUUUUCUCUUGACAGGCCUGUUAAAGCCAGUACAAUACGAUACUAUACAAUAAUAUAAUAAAAUAUAGGAGUAGUACAGUUGUUGCACUAUAUGCGCAUCAAGCUCCAGAGUCGGUAUCACUCAUUUCAAAUGGAGUCAGUUGAGAAAAGAAAGCUAAAAUGUGCAAGUGUCAUUGUUUGUUGCUUUGUUUAGCUUCUUUGCCUGACUCAUCUAUAUCUGGACUUCAAUUUGCAAAGAAAAAGCAGCAACAAAAACAGAGAAUACAUAAAGUAUAACAGAGUAUUUUUUUGCUAUUUUUGUACUGAAGAAGCAAAAUGCAUUGUACACAUACAAAUAACCAGCAUGUAAACGUUCCAAUUAGCUUAAACUAUCAACACAAAUGAAGUCUUACACAACAUAUCUGCAGUUAUUUUUAACGCCAUUAGCUUCUUCUGGUUCAACAUGUCAAACUUUUUUUUUUUUAAUUGCCAUAAUAAAUAGUAUAACGACACAGGAAUGUUAAUGGAAAGAUUUUUCAGUUUCUUUGUUUGUCACAGAUGUUUUCCUCUUACAUCAGCUGGAUUACAUUUCAAUUGGAUAUUAAAUGUUC